This is a messenger RNA of Danio rerio (zebrafish), 824 nucleotides long. The record is from RefSeq and is a predicted model, not a curated record. Lineage: Eukaryota; Metazoa; Chordata; Actinopteri; Cypriniformes; Danionidae.
CUGACGCAGAUCCUCUCCGCGCGAAAUUUUGAGAGUUCCGUUGAGAACAAAACAAGAGCGCGAAGCAGCAGCUGCAGCAGCACCGCGCGCCGGUUCCGCUUCACAGCCGUAAAACUACCAACUGCAUCACGAUGGCGGAGCUCGGCUGCUACUCUCCCAGCUUCAAGAAACCGUCCGAGGUGCUGCGCAUGCGGAGGCAGCGGGCGCGGAGUGAAGGACCAGGCGGGAAAGUGUCGAGUCCAGCGCUAUCCGGGCUCCGGCCGUUUUCCCCGGGGCCGCUGCUCACCGCUCCGGGACGCGGUAACGGCGGAGUCAAGCGGAGAAACCCGUUCGCUAGCAUCGAGAACACCUACAGCAGCCCGAAGAAGAGGGCUUUAAUACAGGAGGAUGGUAGAAAGAGCUCAGCCGCGGGUCCAGACGAGAAACUCCGAGAAGAACCGAAAACCGGAGCUUUACUGCGGGAGGAGCUGCUGCACACUGACCGACUCAAACAACAGCACACACAGGCAGCGGUGUCUCUCUCUGAAGCUGACGGUGUGUUUGAGGAUGAUCUGUUUGAUCCGCAGAGCUCCGCUGCGGUGCUGAAGAGUCCAGAGGCACUCCGUGACUCUUCUCCGUCUGAGGUGUGUGUGGAGUAUCCGGCUGACUGGUCUCUGAAAACGCGUCUGCUGUUCACGUCUCCUCAGUCGUUCUCCUGGGCUGAGCAUCUGAAGGCGCAGGAGGAGGCGCAGGGCUUGAGUUCUCACUGCAGAGCCCAGUUCAGCAACAUUCCUGCUCACAUACCGAUACACAUCCUUCUUGAACAGCAGAAAGUGGUCAUAUAG